Molecule: messenger RNA, 695 nt
Organism: Lutzomyia longipalpis
Lineage: Eukaryota; Metazoa; Arthropoda; Insecta; Diptera; Psychodidae
Product: protein suex-1-like
Exons: 3
Coding region: 1-510 (169 amino acids)
Source: RefSeq, a predicted model, not a curated record
AUGAAGGCUUUUAUUGUUCUGUGUCUGGGAGUCGCUCUUGUGGCUGGAGCUGCCAUUGAGAAAGAAGCUGAGCCCAUUGCUAAUGAACAGGAGCAAGCUGCUGAGGCGACGGGGCAGGAGAAGAAGCAAGGGAAGCGUGGACUUUUCGAUUUAGGAUAUGGAUACGGAGGAUACGGAGAUUUUGGUCACUCUGCUGGUCUCUAUGGUGGAUACGGCGGCUAUGAUGGCUUCGGCUACGGUGGACUCGGUGGACUGGACCUCGGUGUGUCAAAGACCAUCGUGAAGCACCAUCAUCAUACCGUUCCUGUUGUUGUGGAGCGCAAAGUGCCCGUUGCCGUGCCAGUUGUCCAGAAGGUAAUCCAGAAAGUUCCUGUUCCCACAAUUGUGGAGAAGCACGUUCCCUACCUCGGCUACGGACACGGGCUCUCAGGCUACAGCUACGGUGUCUCCCACCAUGGCUACCACGGUGGACUCGGACAUGGGUAUGGCUUUGACUACCAUCACUACUGAUGAGGAAGUUCAAAAUGUGAUCCACAGUGUCAUCCGUCCUACAUUUUCUUUUGUAAAUUAAUUUAUAAAAUAAGUUUGCUAAUUCACACUCCUCAUGUCCACGCUUCAGACCAAAAACAGAAUAACUUUUGUACCCACUGAAAGACAAUGAUGGAAUAAAUGCCACCAAAUCUGAGAUUCAAAAA